CGAGCGCGUUCUCGGAGCAGCUCGGGCGCCUUCGACGCAUGGAGGCCUCAGGUGGCUGCGGCCUGUGUCAGGCCGAGCGGGCGCCCUACACCUGCCCUCGCUGCCACGUCCGCUUCUGCUCCGUGCCUUGCUACCGGGAGCACGGCUCCUGCGCCCGGGACUUCCAGACGCGAGAGUUGCAACUUCGGCUCCGGGGCCAGCGUGGGGACGCGGGUGCGCGAGGCCGCCUGAGGGAGGCCCUCCUCCGGCUGCAGGAGCUACGCGAGCCCGGGGAUGCGGACCCCGAGCUAGGCCUCGACCCGCAGGCGGACGACCUGUGGGAGCAGCUGAGCCCUCAGCAGCGCCAGAGGUUCCAACAGCUGCUGAGCAGCGGGAAGAUCUCGGGGCUACUGCCCCCCUGGAAGCCCUGGUGGGUCGUGGCCAGCCAGGGGCCACCAAUGGUCCAGCUGCUUGAAACGAAGGGUGCCCAGGACUCACAGCCACAGCAGCAACCGGGAGCCAAACCAGACCUGGAGGCUUCAUCCCAGCCUCCAAAGGAAGAGACGGUCGUGGGGGACCGGAAUCAUCGGCCUCCUGCCCGGGAUUCGAACUCGCUACCCGCCCUGCCUGAGGCGAUCCGCCCAUUGAGCGACCUGGCCAGCGGCCCCGUCUCCCCCCUGGUGCGCUUCCAGCUGCCCAACGUCCUCUACGCCUACACCUACACCCUGUCGCUCUACAACGGAGAGACCGACGAUGCCCAGGUGUUGCCCGAAGUCUGCGAGACCCUCUUGGACCUCUCGGCCGUGCUGGGUGCCCAGCGGGUCUUCUCCUCCACGGGGGAGGCCCUGCAAGCAGCCCUGCAGGCCGUCACGGACGGACAGUACCCGGAGUGCCCCCUGGGGAAGGCCGGGGCGAUGGAGGCGGUGGGCCAUAUUUUAAGAGGGAAGCAGGGCCGGUUCGCCCUGGCGGCCUUCGCCCACCUGGUCCGACUGCUGGGCCAAGGCAAACGCCGAGUCGCCCCCCAGGACCAGCCCAGGAUCUACAAGGCUAAGAAAAAAUGUGAAUUCCUGCUUUCCUGGGCAAAGGAGGAGGAGGAGGAGCUCCCUUCCCUGGCUUUGGAAGUCCAGAGGGAAUACGUAGCCCAUGUGGUCGAGGCCAAGGAAGUGGGCGCCAUCACCCAGGAGCUGGAGAAGAUGUGGGGAGGGAAGGUGCCCCCUUCCAAACAGCCUCUGAUAGAAGAAUUGGACUGAAGCCAAUCCUCCAUACAAAGUUUGUUUCACCCCAACUGCAGCUGCUAUCAAAGACACAUCUCACCCCUUAAAGCGGAGGUCUUCAAACUUGACAGCUUUAAGACUUGGGGACUUCAACUCUCACAUUUCCUCCUCCAGUCAUGUUAGAGUUGAGUCCACAAACUUGCCAAGUUUGAAGACCCUUGCCUUAAAGAGUGAGAUAAAGUGCGCAAUGGAUUUUCCUCCCUGGUUGAAGAAGGGAAGUUUUCUAGUUUCCUGGG
This is a messenger RNA of Notechis scutatus (mainland tiger snake), 1489 nucleotides long. It is a transcript of the gene ZNHIT2, whose product is annotated as zinc finger HIT-type containing 2. Lineage: Eukaryota; Metazoa; Chordata; Lepidosauria; Squamata; Elapidae. The record is from RefSeq and is a predicted model, not a curated record.